AGAAAACCUUAGUGUCUUAUUACCACAAGAAGAGAGGAAAUCCCAUCGAUCUACACAUUUCCGACACAAGCAGCGAUGAGCUCCAUAAAGAUAAGUUAGAGGAGGAGAAUCGCAAUAAACUAUCAAAUCUAAAGAGAUACUAUAGUGAGCCCAAGCCUUUAAGAUUAAUGCAACACAAUAGGUAUCGGUCGUUAUCGGUCUCCAUUACAUCUCAAUCUCAACCUAAGCCGACGCAUGAUGUAUCCAACUGCUCCACUGAAUCACCCAUAGUCUCGCAUAGCUUUGGCGAAACAGUAAUACCAUCAAAGCCUAAUCAAGAAACUAUGAAUAAAUCACUCUUGGAUUGCACGCCAAGCACUUCUUUAGAGACAAAUUUAGGGAGGAUGGUAGAGAUGCAGAAAACGUCACCAAAACAUGUUCAAAAGAAACAACGUUGCAUUAAAGGUGGAUAUCUAUAUGAAUUCGAGAGGCUGAUGCUGACGGAGCGCAUGGAUCGUCGCAGCAUGGCUCAAAAUCAGCGUCUAGGCAUAAGCUCAGGACAACGCGUGCAAGUGCUGCGCAUAUCCGAAUCCUUUGGUGUGAAAAUGGCACAAGUAAAGCCAGAAUAUGGUGAACAGGAUAAGGAAAAAUUUAACAUUAUAAUCCCACCUAUCAUGGCAGCAAAUAUUAGAGUGGGCGCUACUCUUGAGCUUUACUUUGAUUUGAAACCAGAGACAGCAUUGAAACUUCCUAAUAACGAGCUGGUUUACGUACAUCCAAAUAAAUUAGUUUUAUUAUAAGUACACACAAUUAAGACUAAUAAUAUUUUCAAAAUAUAUU
Drosophila navojoa is the source of this 819-nucleotide messenger RNA. RefSeq lists its product as uncharacterized. The record is from RefSeq and is a predicted model, not a curated record. Lineage: Eukaryota; Metazoa; Arthropoda; Insecta; Diptera; Drosophilidae.